Messenger RNA from Dentiscutata heterogama, 202 nucleotides. NCBI's taxonomy places the organism in Eukaryota, Fungi, Glomeromycota, Glomeromycetes, Diversisporales, Gigasporaceae. The record is from the annotation of a GenBank genome assembly.
AGAUAUAGGCUUUAAUAGAGAUUUAGGCUCUAAUAGAGAUUCAGGCUCUAGUGGAGAUUCAGGCUCUAGUGGAAAUUUAGACUUUAAUAGGGAUUCAAGCUCUAAUGGGGAUUCAGGUAAUGAGAAUUUAGAUUUUAAUAAUGGGGUUUCGAGUUCAAAUAAGGUCUUGAGGUCUAAUAUGGAUUUAGGUUCUUGUUCUUAA